Molecule: messenger RNA, 1046 nt
Organism: Colossoma macropomum (tambaqui)
Lineage: Eukaryota; Metazoa; Chordata; Actinopteri; Characiformes; Serrasalmidae
Product: CD48 antigen-like
Exons: 6
Coding region: 62-1006 (314 amino acids)
Source: RefSeq, a predicted model, not a curated record
AACUGACGAUGGAGUUGAAGAGUUAGUUGAUGAAGCUGGUUGAUUAGAAUGGCUGGUUAAAAUGUUCUCAGAAUACAGGAUUCAUCCAGCUCUGCUUCACCUGCUUUACUGUCUGUUGUGCUCAGCUGGAGAAGAGGUUAUCAGACUGCAGGAGCUGGAGGGAAACACUGUAACCAUCCAUACUGGAUUAACUGGAGUUCAGAGUGAUGCAAAGAUUCUGUGGUUUUAUGGACCUAAAAAUGCAGAUAUAAAGAUAGUGGACAGUCUGGUGUUUAAAGGGGAGACUAAUACAGACUAUGACAGUGAGAGAUUCAGAGACAGACUGCAGCUGAACAGAAACAGUGGAUCUUUAACCAUCACAAACAUCAGCAGAGAAGAUUCUGGAGUUUAUAAAUUACACAUCAUUACAGGAAGUAUCUCAGUCUGGAGUUUCAGUGUUGAUGUUUAUGCUCCAGUAUCAAAGCCAACCAUAAGAAAUCAAUCUGAAAAGUGCUCAGUGAAUCCCAGAGAGUCGUGUUCUCCUCUGUGCUCUGUGGAGAAUGGGAAGGAUGUGAGUUUGUCCUGGUAUGAAGAGAAAGAGAGAAUCUCCCGCAAUAGUAGCUCAGAUUCCAGUGAACAUCUUUAUCUUCCUCUGAAUAUAACCAACCUAAACUGUUCUACUUACACCUGUGUAGCUGAUAAUCCAGUUAGCAAUCAGACAACCCAGCUCAACAUUACAAAUAUCUGCUAUAUUAACACAGUUAAAGAUCCAAAUGAGGAGGUUCGUAGGAAGUCGCUGGUUGUUGUUCUGAUACCUGUUCUGAUUGUUGCUCUAUCAUUGAUAUUAUGUGUGUGGGUCUGGAAAAAGAAGUCAAAGCAACAAGUUCUUGAAGAUGCUGAGCUGAAUUAUGCUGUAGUUAAAACUAAACCUCAAAAUUCAAAAGAAGCUUGUGAGGUAAACAGAGCUGCAGUAACAGAAGUUCAGGACCAGAGUGACUCUGUGCUGUACUCAACUGUCAGGACGUAACUCAUUUCAGUAGCAGUAAAUCCUUUUUCAUUACAUUUCU